GCUCCUUCUCCUCCUCCUCUUCCUCUCUUCAUCGCCCCGGCUCCUCUGAUCCCCGUUUCAGACGCCUGUCCGGCUGCAGAGCCCUGACCCUGUACCACCAUGGAGCUCCGUCAUGUGUCGAUGUUUUUCUACCUCGUUAUUCCUCUGUGCAUUGCGGACACUUCGCUGAACAGUCGCUUUGUUUUGGAGCCUUGUGAUUUCCUCUUCGACACGGCUGUGGAAGCCUACAAUAAUGGGGACUGGUUAUCGGUCAUCCUGAACAUGGAGAAAGCUCUCAGGAACAAAGCUUUAGUGCGAAGUGUGAGGGCUCAAUGCCGGCUGAGCUGCGCCAACCAGACCGCGUUCGGCGAUCGUUUGACCGGUUUAGGAGUUCCUAUACCAGGGGCCGGGUCUGUGGAGGACCUGGGCUUCUUCCAGAAAAUUCUGAAACGGGCAGACUGCGUGAACUCCUGCGAGACUGAAAAACUGGGCACACCGACUCUGCAUCAAGUCACUGCAGACGUGGAGCUGGAGUUUAAGAAGAGAACUCCCUACAACUAUCUACAAGUCGCAUAUUUCAAGGUACAAGUCUAGUACUGAGGUCCACAGAGGUGGUGGGGCUGCAAUCACAGUUUUCCUCUUGUUAAUGCAUCACUCAGACUAAAGAUGCAUGCUUCUCAUUCUCCAGGAUAAAUUCUUAAUCCACACAGUAAACAUGGUAACUCUUAAAAGUUACAAUCUCAUUCAAAUUGUUACUCACAGCUAAAGUAGACUUGGCUACUGUAAUUACCCCAACCCCCCCAAACCAAGACUUCCAUGCCACGUCUUAAGGUGGAGUCAGUCUGACGUGAGGACGUCGCUUUUUCCAGAUCCAGGCCCAAAGUGUUGCUUUCAAAUGCGCCUCAUAAACUCAGAUUUAGAAAGAAAAAUGCUUUGUUAGUACUCUGGAGUUUAUAAUUCCAAUACAGAAGGGGUCAGCUUAAACUGUAUUAAAGAGUUUAACAUCCAUUCAUUGUUUUACAGAGCUGAAGUAACCCACAGCUCUUAGACAGAAGCAGCUUGAUAAUAAAAUUAAAUUGCCACAAAAACCUGUGACAAAAAGUUUAAAUAUCUGCACUGAGUCCCUCAAAGCAUGACUCAGCAAAGAAAUAGGCAAGGAAAUACAAGCAGCGGUAAAUCUGUAAAUUUGAACAGCAGGUAGUAGCAAGUUACAUUAAAAUUAUGACCACAUACUGUCAAUGGUUAUACACACCAAAGGGUCUGGUUCUGUUGGGUCAGAGUUCUGGAGGGUCACAGUUCGUGGUGUAAAGAGCAUAAUGUCACUUUAAAGCUGCUGUGAGGAACUUUUGAUCGGUGCUAAUGUUUGAUAACUCUUAUCUCUUGGCCUGAACCUGUAAAAGUCGUCUCUAAAGACAGAAAAUGGAAUGUAUUGCUUGUUGUGAGUAUUUAGUACGGUGGGGGCGGCAGUAGCUCAGGAGGUAGAGCGGUCAUCCAGUAACAGGAAGGUUUAUGGUUUGAUUCCCCCCCUAUCCCAAGUCUGUCCGUUGUGUCUUUGGGCAAGACACUUACCCUACCUUGCUCCCAGUGUGUUUCCUCCACUGGUGUAUGAUUGUGAGUGUUGGGUGGAAACUGGCUGCCAUGUUUCCGUCAGUCUUCCCCUGGGCAGCAAUGACGACUAAGGUAGCUUACCACCACCAAGGUGUGCGAAUGAAUGAUGUAUCCAAUGUAAAGUGCUUUAAAGGUCUCUGAAAAAAGCGCUAUAUGAAAUCUGAUACAUUAUUAUUAAAGGUUUUUACCUUAUCUUGCUAUUAAUCUGAAACUAACCCCUCAGGACUGUUCCAGGUAUCAAAAUCUACAAUUGCGUCAGUACUAGUUUUAAUCUAUUUCUCAACCAGCUAAAACCUCCUCACAGUGACUUUAAUAAGGAAAGCUCUAUACAACUUAAUUCAUUAGUGUGAACUGAGGGAUUUAUGAGCAACAUUUACAGCAGAUUAAAAUUAUCUGUAUUUUUUUUCUACAUAUUAUAUUUUAGGGCCCCUGACAGUCAUGAAUUUAGAAAAGCACCUUGCUGCUCUCUCCUCAGCAGUGUUUCCAGGAGAAAGCUUUAAUUCGACCCUCUUUAUGCCAGGUGGAUCAGACCGACCAGCUAGGUGGGCGAAAACCAUUUAAUCCUGACCAACACAUUUGGCGUAGCGUGUGUCAGUGAGGGUUGGCCUGCCUCUUCUGAUUAACACACCUUCAAUCAAAAAGGAUGAGCUGAACCCAUGUCUGUAUUUUCAGAUCAAUAAGCUGGACAAGGCUGUGGCAGCUGCCAACACAUUCUUCCUGGCCAAUCCUGAUCAUGUGGAGAUGAGACAGAAUCUGGAGUACUACAGGAUGAUGGCAGGAGUACAGGAGGAGGACUUCAAAGAUUUGGAGGCCAUGAAGCAUAUGGUGAGAACAAAUGCCUUCUCUGAUGGUUUUAAUUGGAUUUCUGUACUCAAAUACAAGGUUUACUGGGAAGGACAGAGCAUAAUAAACUAUUAUUGUAAUGUGUUUUUGUAUAUUUAUUGAUUAUAAUUGUUUGUUCACAUGUCACAUCUCUGCUCUUGCACCUGGACAUUUUUUUUAAAGUCCUACUCCGAUUUUUAUUUUUAUUUUUACUACUUAAGUUUUAAGUUGUGAGUAUGAAAUAUUUAGCCAAAAUUACAUUACCUGUGUCAUUUUCAAAGGCUUUUCUUCUGCAGAGCUCCAGUAGCUCAAUAGCAAUUCGCCUCUGAGUCGGGGGCGGAGACAGCGCUGCUCUGCACACUCCUCUUCAUGGUAGCUUGUAGCUCAACAUUGCUGGUUUAGUUGAAGUAACAGGUAACAUAGGAACUAUUCAGCUCUCUGACACUAAUGUCUUCAGGGACAUGAUGAAAGCUAAAAUCUUAAUUACCUUUCUUACAAGCAUUACAAACCGCUAACACACAGGCUUGUUCCGCGAUUGUCCUCUCUACUUUUCCAAGUCUGGCCUGCAUAGCGGGGCUCUGGGGGCGGAGCUUGAGUUUGCUAUUUAGGAAAUCUCACUGUGCCUGAACCUGCUGUUUGGGUCUGCCAGAGAUUCGCAGCGAUUUGAAUACAGAAAUACCCAGAAAUGCAAUUUCGCACUUACUUUUCUCCUGAUAUGUCCUCUAGCAUCAGUAAAAUGUUAUUUGAGCAUUUAGGCAACAAGAAAAACAUGAUUUUUAUCGUAGUAGUGCUUUAAGUUUUCAGGUGGCUUCAAAGUUCUUGUGCUUCUGUGUGACAGGCUUCAAAGUAAGUGAUAUACUGUGGAAACUUUGGCUAAACAGAACAUAAAGGCAGACCCUAAAAAAUUCUUGAAAGAGCUGGUGUUCACUUUGUCGUGCACAAGAGUCUGAAAAACAAUUGUAAAAGAUAAAGCACUCUUUCCAGGCUUAGCUGACUUAAAUCACUGAUAAAUUAAUGAAUCCUAUGAAAAGCCCUUAAGUAAGGGUGACCACCUCACUGGAUGCUCACUAACUCUCUGUUUUUUUCAGGCUGAGUUCCUGCUGGGAAAAAGUUACUACAGUGACGACUCUUUCGGCCUUGCAGCUCAACACUUUGAAGUGGCUGUAGAUGAGUACUUCACUGCUGAUAAGGAGUGCAGAGCGCUGUGUGAGGGAGCUUACAACUAUGAUGGAUACAACUACAUGGAGUACAGCGCUGACCUGUUCCAAACCAUGACAGGUGAGACUAAACACCUGAAAACACAUGAUUCAUUUAAAGGUUGUAAGUUCACCCUUUAAUUUAAUGUGUAUGUGUGUGUGUGUGUGUGUGUGUUAGAUCACUACAUGCAGGUGCUGAACUGUAAGCAGCGAUGUGCAGUGGAGCUGGCCUCAGCCGCUGGCAAAGACAAACCCUUUGAGGAUUUCCUGCCAUCACACUUCAACUACCUGCAGUUCUCCUACUACAACAGUGAGUCCGUCAGCUCUGAUAUGAACACCAGAUACUGCCUCGAUAUGUGGCCAGUGAAAAUGAGUGAAAAAGUGCCGUUUUUGUUCCUCUAUAUCAUUGUUAUCUUGGGAUUUGCAGCACGAGUUACUCAUUACAUCAGUCUAAAUAAAAUGAUCAUCACCUGGAAGAAGAUUCAAUGACUUGGGUCAAUGUUUCGGGUGUAUUCAAAAGUGAAGUGGCAGAGAUUUGGAAUUUUAUGAUGGAUAAAAUGUUGAUAGUCAUGAUGAUGAGCUAACUCUAUUUGAUACAACCUCAGAUGAAGCUCAGAUAGACUUUUAUAAAUAUACAAGAAACACAGUGGAGAUGAUUUUAUUCAUAAGUGAUCUGAAGCAGGCACUCGCUUUCAGACAGACAUAUAUUGAUCAGCUACAGCUGCUCUUCCUCUGCUGGAGUUUGGUGUUUCAACAAGUAGGGACUGGAGGUAUCAUCUAUAAACCAGAAACUGCUGCCAUACUCCCAUAAAAAGAAUCACAUGCCCUGAUGCGUACCUGACUUGGUUGUCGAUUUCAUUUCAAACAGAGACGUGAUUUUGCAGAAACUCAGAUAAAGACAUUAAAGGGAUAUUUCGUUGUAAAUUAAAGUUAGGGUCAAACACACCGUAGCAACAAGUUAGACACCCUCCCUCGAGAGAUUUCUUUAGCAAAGAGACCAAACACUACUCACCCACUCUCCUCCAGCAGCCGCUUGUUGUGGGGGAACCCUAACAAGUCGAUCACCGAGGGCAGCAGAUCAGUUCCAUGAAUCAUCAUAACAAUUAUUUUGCACUGCAGACACACCAGUUCUUCUGCCUUAGCAUCUCGGUCUGAUUGCACUUUCAUGAAGUAAUAAUCAUAAAUUUUCUUCCUUGAGCUGCGAAACUCCGCUGCACUAGGGGAUGGACUGGUCAGGGCUCCCCCACAAACAAGCCGCCAAGCAGCCAAAGAAACCAGGCAAAGCUAAAAAGAUGUUUGAUGGCUAGUGCUAUGGCUGGUACCCUAUAUGUACUGUUGAUGAAGUUAGGUGCUGUUCUGAGCAUUAUUAGUGGAUAUAGAGUGGCUUAUUGAGGUUUGUGUGUGGAGAUGUCAACCGCUGUGUAUUGCCAUUAUGUGGUCGUUGGUAUAACUAGAGAAGCAAGGAGUCAACAACAUUCAUCUCUUGAGGUGGUGUCUAACUCAGUGUUAUGGCGUGUUUGACCAUAACUUAGUUUCACGCCGGAAUAUCCCGUUAAGGCUGUUUAAGCUUUACUUUUGAUAACAAAGUUUGAUAACAAGAACAACUUAGGUCUCAAAAAGGUUAUAUUCUUAAACUUGAUAGAGCUCAUGUUUAUGCAGCCUUAUUUAGCGCCCUCUAAAAUGUUCAGAGUCUUGUGUAUAGUCUCCACAUUAAUUACAGUUGUUUACCUGUGUAGAAAUACUAGUUCUAACUGUUUUCUCUUCUCUUUCCUCUCUCUAGGUGAGAAGUACGAGCAGGCCAUCGAGUGCGCUAAGACCUUCCUGCUGUUCCACCCUGACGAUGAGGUGAUGAACCAGAACCUGGCGUACUAUUCUGCUGUGCUGGGGGAGGAAAAAGCACAAACCAUAUCAGCCAGACAGGUACAGCCCGCUCGAAUCGCUCUCUUUAUGUUGAAGUAUUUUCAUGGUGAGCUAUUGUCGGCUCUGUGUUAUUUCAGUCCGUAACUAUCAGUGAUUUAUCAGACUGGACUUCAUGCGCUGGGGGAAAAACAACCCCUAUUAGCACUUGAAUGUACUCAAGGGCACGAAAGACAUUAAAAUACACUGAUGGAAAUCUGAAGCACAUGAACAUUUGCCAUUUUAAAAGAAGAAUUAAGUCAGUGUUUUACUGCCCAUGGCUCUACAUGUCCAGGUCACAAAGUAUUUCAGGCAAUAGAGUCAUUAGCACCAAACACCAAGAGAGUGUGCAGCUUUGCUGAUUCAAACUGGACGUUAUAAAUAAAUACAAAAUCGUGGUAAUAUCAAAAAAACAUGGCAGAGAACAUUCAGAAACAAUAACCAGACAUAAAAUGUUGGUUUUCUCAUAGAAUGUAAAUGAUGAAAUAGUCACUUUACUGAAGCAGGGCUUGUCACAGUCUGAAUUUAAAAUCAAUUAAAACAAAAUCUGAUAUGAUAAAAUGGGUAGAGACUCCAUGAAGGCACAGAUCAUCAACUCCACUGACCCCCGUUUAUAGGAAAAUAGCGACGUAAAUUAGCUGUAAAUCAUUUCCCACUGUAGUGACAUUCUGACCUGAUUUUUAGUCACUGUCUGGGUCCGGGGUGAGGUGUUUUUGACACGCUUCUGAUACAAUCCAGUGUCCAAUCCAGGUUAUUGUUGAGUUAUCUUUUUGCCAUUAUUCAUCAAAUGAAAACCACACACACAAAAAAGACAUUCACUUACUAUGAUGGUGAUGAGGCUGGGAGUGGUGUUGAAGAUUAGUGGUAAAAACCGUGUGCUCUUCCCGUUCCCCAGAUCACUGCGUCACCUGUGUCCCUUUUGUAGCAUUUACCUGCCCAUUUACUUUAAGUGCCUCUUGAUUACAGAGAUUAACAGAUUUACAGAUUAAAUGGCUCAUACACCCAUUCCUCUCUUUCUUUUAUCCUUUCCUGUCCUUUCUCCACUGUUAGCCAUCUAUAAAGACAGAAAAUGCGCAUUUCACUCAGAUCACAAACCUACUCAGAUAAAACAAUGUAUGUAUGUACCUGCCAGGACUAAAACACCAGGAUCAAAGGCAUUUGUUCAGUCCACAAAUCUUUCUAUCAUCUGCCUCUCUCUGCUCCGUGUUUCUGACAAACCUCUUAAUCUCCUUUGUUGUUUCGGUGGAUACAGGGUGAAGUGUUAGGAUAAUUCACAGAAUGAGCCGGUGGGGUAAUGAGAGAGGAGAAAAGGCUUAUAAAUGAGGGGGAUGAUUUUAGUUUGAAUGGUGUUUUCUAGGGUUUGUUUCCAUCAGUAGAAGGUACUCAAAACAUCCCCUUUAAAUGUCACUCUUUCUCCACCUGAACUUUGUCUUAAGGGUAUUUCACACCAAGCUUUUUAACAGGUUGUUUGUUUUUAACAGAUGCCCUCAAAGUUAAUCAGAUUUUUACUCCCCAGGUGGUCAAACUUUACAUCCAGCAGUCCAUACUGGAAAAAGAGCUGCUUUACUUUGGAUAUGAAGUAUUUGGAAUCACAUUUGUAGAUCCUGUGAGUAAAUCGUUCAAUUUCCUUUCAGUGGUUUUGUUGUUUUUGUGUUCGGAGGUAUUUAACUUUUGCUUUUUCUGUCAUUUUGGAUUCAGGACACAUGGACUCCUGAAGAUGUCAUGCCAAAGAAGCUGAGAGACAAGCAGAAGUAAGAUUGAAGACCCAAUCACACACAUUUAUGCAUUUAUGUAAUCUGUGGCCUCUGACCUUCCUCCUGUGUGUCUCAGGGCAGACAGGGAAACUGCGGCCAGGAUCACAGAGGAAAUAGGAAACCUAAUGAAGGAGAUAGAGACUCUUGUUGAGGAGAAGAAGAAGGAUUCUUCAGACCUGACCAUGAUGGUAGCACCACAAGAAGGUGAAUAUGCCUCACUGGUGAACAAGUUGUUGGUUAGGGGAUGUUUGAGGGAGCAUUAGCGCAAGUCCUCUUUUCCAACUUUGAUGCUGACUGUCCUCUUGUAGGUGGAAGUCUGUUGCAUGAUGACAUCAAGGUGACCAUGACGUCCAAGCAGCUGAAUGGUUCUCAGCGGGUGCUGUUGGAUGGGGUGCUGAGUGAUGACGAGUGCAGGGAGCUGCAGCGCCUUUCAAAUGUGAGUGAACAUGAUUAACUCAAUAGUUAGGUAGUUAUCAGUAAACCGUUGGGUUAAAGGGAUAUUCCGGCGUAAAUUUGAAUUAUGGUCAAACUCAUCAUAACACCGAGUUAGACACCACCUCGAGAGAUGAAUGUUGCCGACCGCUUGCAGACUAGUUGCAGUUGCAGUUCUAGAGCAGUCUACAUCUUCUUGCUUGUUUGUGGAGGAGCCCUGACAAGUCGAUCACCGAGUGCAGUGGAGUUUCGCAGCUCAAGGAAGAACAUAUAGGUAAGGAUACUGAGACGCUAAGGCAGAAGAACUACCGGGUUUGCAGUCCAAGAUGAUUAUUAUGAUGAUUAUUACUUCAAUGAAAUUUUCCGUUGCACUCACAAACAAGCGGCUGCUGGAGGAGAGUGGGUGAGUUGUGUUUGGUCUCUUUGUUAAAGAAAUCAGUCAAAGCUAAAAAGACGUUUGAUGGCUAGCACUAUGACUUGGACCCUAUAUGUACUGUUGAUGAAGUUAGGUGCUGUUCUGAGCAUUAUUUGUGGAGACUUAGACCGCUGUGUAUUGCUCUCGUGCCAAAAAUAUUCUCCCUGUCCCUGUAAGGAAAACAAACCAGGCUAAAUACAGAACCUCAUUAAGAAUGCCUUAUGAAGCAAUAUAUUUAUAAACAACUCACACAGGAGUAGCUCUCAGGGAUGGACUCAAAGUGAAUUAUUAUCCAAGUUUGCAUCUCCUGUGAUUUAUCUUUUUUUGCAAUUCAGCAAAGAGUGAGAUACUUUCUGUUGAGUUUGUGGCCCAACAGGGUGAGAAUAUUUACAUGAGUUACAAACUGAUGCUACAUUAUGUUUGUCAGCCUUUCAUGUUGUUGUGUGGAUUGUGUUUUUUUUUUUUUUCCAGACAGCUGCUCUUAAAGGGGAUGGCUACAGGGGGCGCCCCUCCCCACACUCUCCCAGUGAGUUGUUCCAGGGGGUCACUGUCCUGAAGGCUGUGAAGGUCCGUAGUCCUGGUCCUUUUAAUUACAAAACACAUGUUCUCACGUAUCAGCAUACACCCCUGAAACAGUCUGUACAGCUGCUGUAAAAGUUGUUUCCACACCUACAGCUCGGUCAGGAGGGGAAGGUUCCUCUGAAGAGCGCUCGUCUGUUCUUCGACCUCAGUGAGAAAGUGAGGAAGGUGUUGGCGUCGUACUUCAGUCUGGACUCUCCUCUCUACUUCUCCUACUCCCACCUGGUCUGUCGCUCAGCCAUCGAUGGUAAGUAAUUCAGAGAGAGUUAGCAAGGAUGUGUAAAAGAGACUCCUCCAUUGCUGCACAACUCCAUGUAGCUACACAACCACCUCUGUAAGAGUCCCUGCAUACCUGUUUCAAGUUGCAGUUACAGUGCGAUAAGAAUAUUUCAAAUCUGUUUGUUUAUUACUUAUGAUAUAUUUGUGUGAAAAGGUUUAAAAUAGCCCUCCACUUAGGGCUGGACGAUUAUGGCAAAAAUAAUAAUCAUGAUUAAUAAUAAUAAUAAUAAUAAUAGAUUUUAUUUGUAACGCACUUUACAUUUGAAAACAAAUCUCAAAGUGCACAAAGAAAACAGAAAAAAAAUAAGACAACAAUAACAGUAAAACAGGGCAAAACAAUAAAAACAGUCAGCAAAUAAAAUCAGAUAAAAUUAGUCCGGGUAGGCUUUCUGAAAGAGGACGGUUUUGAGUGAUUAUUUUGACUGAUAUUGAAAUCACGAUUAAUAAACACAAUCAUUCAUUGAUUUAAAAACUUUAUUGAACCAACAAAAGUUAACUUUAAAUAUAACUUAUAAGAACAGCCAGAAGUAACAAGUGAACAAGUAAAAGAAUAAAAAUAAUGACAAUAUUAAAUUAAAGUAUUGAUAGCAAUAAAAACGAUAAAUAACAGUUACCCAAUCUACAUGCACUCCUGUAAAACUUGCAACAUGGAAAAAAACCCACUAAUAACAGCCAAAAAACAGAAGACUCAUUUUUUUGAAAACAAAAAGGAUUGGCUACAAAGUGCGCUACUUCCUCAGCUGAACUUCCUGCAAUUUGCCUCCUACAAACUUAGGUUCUUGGCGAGAAGCACCAGUCUGUUUACUUGGUCUGGCUUUAGUGACGAACAAAGGCAGGUCACAGUAUUGCUCCUUUAUCACCUGUCUAUCACCAUAGACCACUUCACGGCCAUACAUUAAGUGAUUGAAUAAGUUCAGUGAUUCCUCCAGGACGGGAAUCUAGCGGGGCAGAAAUUGCUAAUCCAAAUGCUAAUACUCGGCGCGCGUGUGCACGCAUAUACUGCUCUUGCUCGACGUCUGUCAAAUUGAAGCCAAAAUGUUUCCAGAUAACUAAAGUUGUCCCACCAUGUUUUCUCAAUCAGACGCUGCCUUCCUGCAACAUUUUCAAUCGCUCGCUCCUUGUAUUAUUGAUCCACACACAUCACACACUUGCUGCAGCUGCACUAACAGAGGUGCAUUUAAAGUGUUUUCCCAGCACUUGGGGAAAAACAACACAGUGUUUUCAUGAUUGUAAGAAGCCAAAAAUCAAAAUCAUGAUUAAAAUUCGAUUUAAUUGUCCAGCUCUACCUCCACUGUAUUAAAUGAGGCUGUGGACUACGCAAAGCAUCCUCGGGCACACUGGACCCCAAAUGGCCUCUGCCUUCAGUACAUGAAUGCAUGUCACAAAACAUCCCUGCAGCAGCUUUGAAUACAACUAACUACAAGGAGUGAAUGUGUUUUAUUUGUCUGCCAAAUUCAAGUGACAAACUGUGAUUGUGAAGGAAACUGGGUCCAUUCUCACUGCUGCUCAGGUUAGAGUUAACAAAGCAUCAAUUGUCGUCCAAAAUGAUCACUCACUAUCUUCUCUCUUCAGAGAAGCAGGAGGACCGUGAGGACCUGAGUCACCCUGUUCACGUGGACAACUGUCUGCUGGUCUCUGAGCUAAAUGAGUGUAUAAAGGAGCCCCCUGCAUACACACACAGGGACUACAGGUGAGCAAACAGGGAUGUGCUCUACACUCUAUCCUCCAAACAGACGGCCCUCCUAACAUCCUCAUGUCUCUCCUGUGCAGUGCCAUCCUCUACCUCAACAGUGACUUUGAAGGGGGAGAUUUCAUUUUCACCGAGCUGGAUGCUAAAACAGUGACGGUAUACAAUCAGCCCGUCUUACCUGAUUUGUUUUUAUCAAUCAUUGCACUGAAUAUAAAUGAAAUAAGACUAUUAUAAAUGUCAAGCUUCACUGCUGCUGUUGAAUGAUUCCCCUAGGCUGAGGUGCACCCACAGUGUGGUCGUGUGGUCGGGUUUGGAGCAGGGAAGGAAAACCCUCAUGGCGUCAGAGCCGUCACUAAGGGUCAGAGGUGUGCUGUGGCGCUGUGGUUCACCCUGGAUCCUGCACAUGAAGAAAAGGUACACACAAUAACCUCUGUAGGCUAAUAGAGGUCAAAGGAGGACAAUGUCACCAGUAUCUGUAUUUGAUCACCAGAAUCCUGAUGAACUCAGCGACCAAUUGUCUUUCUCAAGUAGGGAUGGAAAUUGAUAAGUUUCAUCGAUAUCGCUGCGAUUAUCGAUUCUGCUUAUCGAUUCAAUUCUUUAACGAUUCCCUUAUCAAUGCCUUUCUUUGAUUUAAAAAAAAAGUGGACUAUAGGUUUUCACCAUUAACUCAAAACUUUAUUGAGUCCCUGAAAACAGAAAAAGAUGUAUGCCACCUUCAGUGAGAGUCUAAAAAUAAUCAAACGACAAACUACCGUAUUUUCCUGACUAUAGAGCGCACCUCAAUAUAAGCCGCACCCACAAAAUUAAAAAAAAAAAUUGGAAAUGUACUUAUAUAAGCCGCACCGGCCUAAAAGCCGCGGUUAUCUACUGAACUGAAUAUUUAGUUUAACUGAACAUAACUGAACUGAUCAGUUUCCGAACGGUGCCCAAAGCAUAAAAGUGCUUAUCAAAUAAAACAGAAAAGUUAUCGAUCGCUUUAUUCAUCGUCCUCCUGUGCACUGAAACUAUCUAAGUCCCCUUCUUCAGUGUCGGAGUUGAACAGCCUCAGGAGAGCUUCGUCACAUGCCUUUUCUGUGGCGAUGUCAGUGUUGCUCUCCGUGUUGCUCUCCGUGUCACUGUCAUCAUCCCGGGGUGAAGCUGACUCUGAAGCUGAAGUGUCCUCUUCACGCAACAGUCCAGCCUUUCGGAACCCAUUGGUGAUGGUAGAUUCCUUCACGCUGCUCCACGCAGCUAGGAUCCACUGACAGACAUCAGAAAAUGAUGCUCUUCGCAUGCGGCCAGUGUUUGUGUCGGAUUUAUCGCCACUCGUCAUUAAGUCUCCCAUUCACAGUGGAGUGCUGCUUUAAACGCUCGAUUCUGCUUGCAUGUGCUAAAUGAAAAUUAGCACUUUCUUCUUUUAUGUUAAAAUUUGACUUUCACCUGUCUCGUUUUUUUUCACUUUAUACUAAAGCGCCCCCCUGGUGGGUGAAGAAAAAUCCACAGAAAAGCCGCACCACAUUAUAAGCCGCAUAGUUCGAAGUGUGGGAAAAAAGUAGCGGCUUAUAGUCAGGAAAAUACGGUAUUUGUACAGCAUUUACUUUGGUCGGUAUUAAGAGGACCCUACAAUGCGGGGUGGAGUGGUGCGCAAAAUUUUGAGCGUUUUUCAGGUCGGGUCGAGAGUUUUUUUACACGCUUCUAACUCAGUUAGUCCAUGCUACACAAACUCAAAACUUCCAAACAAAACCCGGACAUUUAAAGAAUUUUGUAAACUCCCCCAGACAGGCCGGACAGCCCCUCAAAAAGAGGGCAGGUCCGGGUAAAAGAGGACGUUAUGAAGUCUGGCAUGCAUUGUGCUUAUGUGAACACAGGACAUACAUACCUGAGAUGGAGCAGCAGCGGCUGACGACCAGCAGAGAGCAUCAAAUACACAUGACUCCUUAUAUUUGACAGAUGUUUCAGCAUGUUGCUGGUGUUUUCUACGGUGGCCCUGAUGUGCAAAACACAACAGCAAAUCAGAAAACACGACACAAGAAGAGAAAACACAACAAAAGGACAUUAACCAUCGUGUUUUCUGAUUUGUCCUUGUGUUUUGCACCUCAGGGCCACCGUAGUUUCACCUUUGCAUAUCAUCACUGCCCAACAAACGUUGCACGCUGGCUGUUGUCAUCUUUCUUAUCAAAAUGAAGCCACGCUUUAAAUUGUUCUGCCUACUUUUCGUACCGUCCGCUAUGUUUUUGUCCUCAAAGUCUCUGUUCUCGUUCGCAUAGCCUGGCUCUCGCAAGACCAUUUUUCGAGGCACCCGGAACAAAGGAAUCAUUAAGAUAAAAUGUAAAUGAUGUCGAUGGAUUGAACCAUCUGGAACCUCGAUUUCCAUCCCUAUUCUUAUGUGUUUUCUUCAAAUAUGACGUCAAAUAACGUCAUGAUGUACGGCCAGUGUCUUUAAUCCGCCUCUAGUCUUGUAACUUGAUUUUGUGUUGGCUCAUAUUGAAUGCACUUUUCUCCUCAAACAUUUCUGUCUCUGUCCUGUAGGAAAGAAUCCAAGCUGAAGAAAUGCUCAAGAUGUUUUCUACCCCUGUGGAUGCAGAAUUCAUCCAAAAAAAGGAGACUAAUACCUCUGAGGCUUUACCAACAACACCAGAGCCUCUUGCACAGGCUGAGCAUGAAAAAGCAGACAGCAAAGCAGAGAAGAAGCCAGACGUACCAGCAGACACGCAGGCUGACAAACCAGCUGACCCACCGAAGGACAAAACAGAGACAAAACCAGCCGGCAAGACAGCAAAAGACACUAAAGCCAAAGCUGCUCCUAAAGCCAAGGCCAAAUCUGGACAGCAAACGAAGGCCAAGACAUCAGAUAAAGUCAAACCUGCUGCUAAAAAGGACGGAAAACAGACAGUCAAAACACAAGCCAAGCAGGGAGACAAAAAGGACGCAAAACCUGCGACAAAAAAGACAGUGAAAGUUGCUGCAAAGAAGGACUCCAAAAAAGCAAAAGCUGACGCAACGUCGGCUCCAGACUCUCAGAACGACAAGGACGAGCUGUGAUCAAACAGCUUCAGUGACUGAGUAUGCGGUGUCUGUUUUCCCACUCUUUUUCUACAAGGUCUCUUCUGGUGGUUGUUGAAUGCAAACUGAGUGAAAGGUUGAGUUUGAAACACAUUGUUUGUCUUUUCAGUGAUCAGUCGGGGUGAAUUAUUUUAUGUAACUUAAAACUGAGUGACUGCUGUUGUACUGAACUCUUGUUUGAUUAAAUGACAAUCUGCUCUCGAGCCAAAACUCCUGUAACCCCCCGCUUCAUUUGGCAAACGAAGCUUUGAAUCUGUAUAGAUGUUGCUUUGCUUCAUCUCACAUUUUAGCCUGAAGCUGUUUUCAUGUGUAUUGUUGAAGCACAGAGGUGUUGGGGAGGGAGACGGGGUAUCAGUAAGAGCAAAAUCAUCCUGUCCAGAAAAACUCAAAUCCACUUUUUAAAUGGUUGAAAUAAAAUCUCUGUUUUUAAGUUC
Molecule: messenger RNA, 14126 nt
Organism: Xyrichtys novacula (pearly razorfish)
Lineage: Eukaryota; Metazoa; Chordata; Actinopteri; Labriformes; Labridae
Source: the annotation of a GenBank genome assembly